Arachis duranensis is the source of this 2395-nucleotide messenger RNA. RefSeq names its product WD40 repeat-containing protein HOS15. Gene Ontology annotation, molecular function: transcription corepressor activity; protein binding. The record is from RefSeq and is a predicted model, not a curated record. Gene Ontology annotation, biological process: regulation of transcription by RNA polymerase II. Bases 208 to 2064 code for a protein of 618 amino acids. Gene Ontology annotation, cellular component: histone deacetylase complex. The transcript is spliced from 14 exons. NCBI's taxonomy places the organism in Eukaryota, Viridiplantae, Streptophyta, Magnoliopsida, Fabales, Fabaceae.
UAAGAAGCAUAAACGGACGGGAAAAAGUAGUAGUAACAGAGAGCCAAACGGAACGGCGAGAGAGAAAAUUGCAGUUUCAUUCUGAAUUGCAAAAUUGUAAAAUCCCCUGCCUUCUCUUCUGUGCCGCCGUAGCACGUAGCUAACGACGGCACGCAACGCUUCUCUGCCAAUAACUCAUGCUUGCUUAGCCCUUUCUCUUCUCCCACCAUGACUACCGUCACCUCCGUUGAGCUCAAUUAUCUCGUCUUUCGCUACCUUCAAGAAUCAGGUUUUACGCACUCGGCUUUUGCAUUUGGAUAUGAGGCUAGUAUUAACAAAAACCCGAUUGAUGGAAGUUUAGUACCACCCGGUGCUCUUGUUACAUUUGUUCAGAAGGGGCUACAGUACUUGGAGAUGGAAGCCAACAUUAGUAAUUGUGAUGCAGAUGUGGAUGAAGAUUUUUCACUCUUACAACCUAUGGAUCUCAUCACAAAAGAUGUGCACGAACUAAGGAAAAUGAUAAGUGAAAGAAGGAGGAAACAACAGAAGGAUAGAAAUAAGGAAUCCGAAAAGGAACAUGAAGGUGAGCGUAGGCGGGUCAGAGAAAAGGAAAGACGUGAAAGGGAGAAAGAAUGCGAAAAGGAUAGGGAGAAAGAAAGGCGUGAAAGGGAGAAAGAAAGCGAAAAGGAUAGGGAGAGGGAAAGGCGUGAAAGGGAGAAAGAAAGCGAGAAGGAUAGGGAGAGGGAAAGGCGUGAAAAGGAGAAAGAAUUCGAAAAGGAUAGAGAGAGGGAAAAGCGUGAAAAGGAGAAAGAAUGGGAAAAGGAUAAAGAAAAGGUAGAAACUCAUAAAGACCGAGAACGGCCGCAUGAAAAUCACAUUGGCAGAGAAAUGGGUGCAGAUCAAGUAGAUAAGGUUACUAUAAAACAAGAAGAGAUUAGAGUAUUUGGAGGACCAGAACCAAUGGAUAUUACUACAACAUCAACAUCUCCACCAGGUGAAUUUUCUAGAACAGAAGUGACAAUUUUGGAAGGGCAUACUUCAGAGGUGUGUGCUUGUGCAUGGAGUCCUGCAGGAUCUCUUUUAGCCUCAGGUUCCGGGGAUGCAACAGCUCGUAUUUGGACACUGCCAGAGGGGAAAUCCAAAUCUACUUCGCAAAACGGCCCAUUGAAUGCGUUGGUGUUGAGGCAUGUGACGGGUAAAACAAAUGAAAGGAAUAAAGAUGUCACAACACUUGAUUGGAAUUCAGAUGGGACACUACUUGCUACUGGUUCAUAUGAUGGGCAAGCAAGAAUUUGGACUACUAAUGGUGAAUUGCGGAGUACAUUAAGCAAACACAAGGGACCCAUAUUUUCUUUGAAAUGGAAUAAGAAAGGUGAUUAUAUUCUUACUGGAAGUUGUGAUAAGACUGCCAUUGUAUGGGAUGUGAAAGCAGCGGAAUGGAAACAACAAUUUGACUUUCAUUCAGGCCCAACACUUGAUGUUGACUGGCGCAACAAUGUGUCAUUUGCGACAAGCUCUACUGACACCAUGAUAUAUGUUUGCAAGAUUGGUGAAAAUCGCCCUGUAAAAAGUUUUGCUGGCCAUCAGGGUGAAGUUAAUUGUGUCAAAUGGGAUCCAACCGGGUCGUUGCUGGCCUCAUGUUCCGAUGAUAUCACUGCAAAGAUAUGGAGUACAAAACACGAUAAGUAUCUUCAUGAUUUUCGAGAACAUACCAAGGAGAUAUAUACUAUCAGAUGGAGCCCCACUGGUACCGGUACAAAUAACCCUAAUAAAAAGUUGUUGUUGGCAAGUGCGUCAUUUGACACAACUGUAAAGCUAUGGGAUGUAGAACUUGGGAAACUUGUCUAUAGCUUGAAUGGACACAGGGAUCGUGUAUAUUCCGUUGCAUUCAGUCCCAAUGGCGAGUAUCUGGCCAGCGGCUCUCCCGACAAGUCUAUGCACAUAUGGUCUUUGAAGGACGGCAAGAUCGUUAAGACAUACAAUGGGAAUGGAGGCAUUUUUGAGGUGUGCUGGAAUAAGGAGGGUGACAAGAUCGCUGCAUGUUUUGCAAGUAAUACUGUCUGUGUGUUGGAUUUCAGAAUGUAAGAAUCUCAGCAACACAAGUUGGCUUUGGCUAAUUGAUCAAAUUCUUUGUUUCCCCCAUCUUUAGAUGGGGACUUGGAAGUGUAAUUUGAAAGGGCUUGGUUUCCCGUGUUAACCAUAGUUUAGUAAUAACUCAUGAUCUGGGAUCCUGUUGUAAUUUGAUGCCAAGUCUUUGUUAGAUUAAGAAGUAACUCGUAGUCGUAGGGGUACAUUCUUGAAUACUUUGUAUAGGUUUCGUUAGACAACCUCCUCUGUAUAAUCAUGGCACUCGCCUGUAUAUUUGUUGAAAAUAUAAUGCUACCAGCAUCCCCCUACAUUCCCCCCUCUGCGUAAA